GCGCACGCAGAGAUCACUCCGGCUUGUUAUUAACGUUAAUAACGUUAUCUCUCGCGUCACUCAUGUCCCCAACAACGACGGGCUGCUGCUGCUGCUGCUCCUGCUGCUGCGGCGGAGGAGGAGGAGGCGAGAGGAGGACGGGACUGCGGUUCAGGUGCACCGCUGUGAUUGAAAAGACGGUGAAGUUUUAACGCUACGGAGAAGCAGCGAGAAGCCCACAACUGAAGGAUAACGUGAUGGGAUUCCUUCAGGAGCGACCUGCCGCCUAAACCCUCACUAAAAGGUUGUCUUGCCAAAAGAAUAAGCAGCUUGCUUAAGAAAAACAUCAGGAUGGACACUAAAGCAGUGAUGGUUUCCAGAUUGUUUAUGCCCGCUCUGAGAACUUACUAACUUUUCAAACACAUACUUUGCAUAGUUAACAGAGUUAUUACACAACUGUAUGUCAAAACGUACCAGCACUCCAGGAAAAAUAAUGGAGACAGAAGAGAAGGAGGAUGUAUCACAAAAACGCACAGCUGGUGUAAAGGCUGAGACGGAGGAGGAUGUGACGUCUGGUCACACCUGCGGGGUGUGUGGUCGUAGCUUUCCUCUGCUCAGCUCUUUAUCCCAGCACAUGAGAAGACACACCCGGGAGAAGCCGUACAAGUGUCCGUAUUGUGAGCACAGGACGGCUCAGAAGGGCAGUCUGAAGGCCCACAUUCGAAGCCAUAAACUGGGCCUUUUCAGCCAUCACAUCAGUGACAAGGAGGGGGAUGGAGAUCCAGGGCAGAAAGAUAACGCUGUCAUCAGCACACCUAACAAAGGUCAUACUGUCAAUGGAAAGGUGAAGAAGAAAGGAACCAAGAAAAAAGUUAAGGGUAAAGAUGCAGUCACUGGUGUCGAGAUCAGUGGUGAUGGUGGGGCUGAUGCUGGGCCUUUUACCUGCAGCAUUUGUAGCCAGGUUUUCCCUCAGGUAUUACUCCUUAAAUCCCACAUGAAAAGGCACCGCAGCGCCCAGGAUCAUGGUUGCCGGAUUUGUGGACGCCGCUUCCGCCAAGCAUGGUUCCUUCAGAGUCACAUGCGCAUUCACCGGGUUAAAGCCCAGCUGCGGGGUGGCAAGCGCAAUGAGCCGCCUGCCACCAUCAAUGGGGUUCCUCAGGACCCAGCAUCACUGACAAAUGAGGAGUGCCUCUAUGAGCUUUGCGCUGGCUGUGGUAACUUCUUCUAUGACCGCAAGACCUUGCAAAUACAUGAAAAACUACAUAAACUGAACCACAGUCGCAGUCUGAUACAAAACCCACCACAAGAAGACCUCGAGGCCUCUGAGUUGCACACUGCCAAGAGCCAGUUUUUGGAAAGCCUGAACCUGACGUGUGCUGGACCUAAGGAAACCCCUGAGGAUAAGAGCCUGGGUAGGCGAAUUCCAGAGCUGGACCCUGUGUGUAGUUACCAGGCCUGGCAGUUAGCCACAAGGGGACGACUAGUGGAGGCAACAGAGAAAUGUUUGGGAUGGGAGGAGAGACUUGCAGAUGCUGAGGUGGCAUAUGACACAGAGAAGGGCGAGUAUGUACCCCUGAAGCAAGAGAAGAAGAGGAAGCAAAUUGACACCUCCAGCUCCAGCAUUAAGAAGAAGAAAGGUGAUAUCGGCUUUGAUCAAACAUCAAACAACCUGGCUCAUACUAAAGGUGGUGACAAGAAGAUUUCCCAGAAGGACCGUAUUCUGUUGAACGGACUUGGUCACGCGUUUUAUGAGGCGCUACAGAGUAAGAAGGUCAAAGAUGUUGGAUUCUCACCUAAACAGACCAACAGCAUCAGGAACCAAGACCAGGAGGAUAAAAAACCCUACUUCUGCGAGCACUGUGAUUUCCACACUGUCGACGCCUCACUACUCAGGUCUCACCUGCACAUGCAGCACCAGGACUUGCUGGGUCCUUACAGCAAACAGAGCACCAUUUUGGACAACAUUAGCCAAAGUGGCUCCAAAGCCUCAUUAUACAUGGACUACCUCAGAAACAGGAGCGUGUUGCUUAGUCAGCCAUAUUGGAAUCCCUACACGUGUCCGCCUGGACAGGGGUCAGCAGAGUCAAACAUUAAAACAGAAAAGUCAAAUGAUACUGAGGUCAAAGGGCAGGGACAUACACGUAGUGAUGCUGGCAGUCUUCUCAAUUUGUCUGCAUUAUCUGCAAGUAAAGGAGAUGGAACUGCAAAUGAUCCGGUUAAAACAGAAGGCCUUGUGAGACAUCAGUGCCCAUAUUGCUCCCACACUACCAACUACCCAGAGGUGCUGUGGAUCCAUCAGCGGGUCGCACACAGGGUGGAUAACAGCAGCUCCGUGGCACCCAAGUGGGCACCCUGCUUGAACAGCAUCAAGAGUGUAAAGGCAAGUGCUUCCCAGUGGAGACGCACAGGUCCCCCGCCAUUCCUCGAAGGCAAGGACUGUCCAGCUUUACCUGCGCCGAGAACUCAGCGCACACAGCCACCAGGUUUCACAACCCACAGCAGCAGCAGUAGCAAGCACUCCGCCCCUAAGAGCCAAUCAGGUGUCCCGAAGUCCAAGCAUCAGUCAAAGGACUCACGAUCUUCAGACGGGACACAUUCUAGUGGUAGAGCAGGACUUCUACCUCAAAAGAAGUCUGGUGAACAAAACCGGGCAGCCGAAGGGGGAAGUAAAGGCUCCAGCGCCAGAGCUACUUCGUCAAGCAGUGUCGUGCAUAGCAAGAGCGUCCCUGGUUUCCAGCCUACCAGCAGCCCCAAACACAGAGGCCACAGAGCUGCGGUGGAGGGAAACUUCCCACAAGAAGGCUUGGGUUUUAUGUUGGCUCGAAAUCAUGGCGGCACUUCAUCUAACGCAGCUGCAGAUAGACUCCAUCCCCGCAGGCAGUCAUGUGACUCCUCUUCAGGUCCUAAGGGUCCUGAUCUUUGGGCCGCCAUGAACAUGUGGGGGCACAAAGCGUAUUUAGAACCACUCCUUUUUGCUCAGGGAAAGAGUGAGUCAACCGGAGAAAUGCCAAUGGACAUUGAUAUUUUGAGUCUCCUGAAAAACUACAGUCCCCAUGAUCUGGCUGCUCUCUACCAACACUGGGGGUUUGUUGACCCCAGACUUGAUCCACAAGCAAUGUUGCAGUUAAAUGGAAAUUUUGGAAAUGAAGUCCAUUCCUCCUCUGAAGCUUCCAAACAGGUGAACAGCCGCUCCACUUCAUCCUCAGGGUCUCUACAUAAAGGAACGUGAAGAGUCAUCGUGCUCCGUUUGGCUUCCAGCUCGCACGACACUAACUGCUGAACAAAGAGGCCUGCUGUUCUUGAAAGGAACCAGCCAUAACUCCUAAAGGACAGAGGCACUUGAUUAUGCACAAUAUAUGCAAAGCAAUGAGGUGGACUCUAAUUAUUUUGUCAUAUGGUUGUUUCAUUUGAAGUGUUAUGCAUGCUUUUUGUUUGUUAAGAGUGUAGAUAUGUUAGUUACCAAAACACACAUGGAGAUAUGUUUUGGGGGAAAUGAGGCAUAGUUGUUCGCACUUAUUGUAAAAAUAAUAAGAGGACACUGUACGGGUGGAAAUAAAAUGUGAAGCUAAAGCCACAAGAAUAAAGAGAACAUAAUUUUGGUUUGAGACCGACAGAUACCUGCUGGUUUGGGGUGAAGAAUUUGCUCUAGAAGAAUGUGUCUAAAACGACACAUAAUACCAAAUCUUACAAACCAGGAUGCCACUAAAAACAUUCACAAGUAGUUCAAAGUGAUGUAAGCUGUUACCAGAACAUUUCACUUCAUCUUUAUUGAUCUCGAUAUAUUACGAGUGUAUAUCAGUAUUCUGUUUCAGUUCAGAGUGGAGUAGCAGAACAUAAACUGCAGGCAAAAUAGUCAUUUUUCAGUUUUAAGACCUUAUUCACAGAAUUUGUGUUAAGUCCUGAUCUGAGACAAGUUCUUUCUUCAAGACCAUGCUAACAGAUUGAGCCUGUCACUUCGUCACAGUUGCUUGGAUUUUGUUUAGGGAAAAACCAGUAGAUGAUCUCCUCUACUAACAAACCACAGAGUCAUCAUCCCACAGUAAGGCGCUAUGGGUUGCUUUAAUUAGAGCUAAAUCUCACCAGAAUCCAGGCUUUAGCACUAUUAGCUGAUCAUCCCACACACAUUUAGAAGAACAGGAUGCACUGCAUGUAUUAUUAUCUCUCUCACAGUGAAAGUUGUGGCCAAAAUGCUCUGCAGCUUUCAGCUUGAGCAACUGAAAAAAAAUCUCUCUCCUCAACAUCACUUAGAUUAUUCAACUUAUUAUUAAGUGCAUAUUUUGCAUUUGGCACACAAAUGAUUGCAAAUACCACAUACUGACAGAAAACGUGCAUCACACUCCAGGCAGUUUCUUCCUGCAAAUGCAUCCUACAUCAGUAAAUACUCAAAUAUACCCCCCCACACACACAUAUGUUUCAUGAAGUUGCUUAGAGCACAGGAUCAGCUGUAGUGAUUGCAUUUGUAGGGAAUUAUCACAACAUUGAAGGGCACCUUCAGUCUACCGGCCAUAUUCAUCUGUCUGCUACAAUCUGUACUGUCAGGGAUCAAAUUAAUUAACUGCUCUCUUCCAGUUUACAGCCCCAAAUGAUACCACUCAGUGUAAAUCAACAAUAACAAAGAUAGCA
Thunnus maccoyii (southern bluefin tuna) is the source of this 4602-nucleotide messenger RNA. Its product is annotated as zinc finger protein 516-like. The transcript has 6 exons. Gene Ontology annotation, cellular component: nucleus. The record is from RefSeq and is a predicted model, not a curated record. Bases 440 to 3208 code for a protein of 922 amino acids. Gene Ontology annotation, molecular function: DNA-binding transcription factor activity, RNA polymerase II-specific; RNA polymerase II cis-regulatory region sequence-specific DNA binding. NCBI's taxonomy places the organism in Eukaryota, Metazoa, Chordata, Actinopteri, Scombriformes, Scombridae. Gene Ontology annotation, biological process: regulation of DNA-templated transcription.